AUGGCUCCUCUUCAGCAAGUGUCUAGACACGGCGGGCCAAACAAGUGUUUUGGUCUUUUCCAAAGUGCAUUGGAGUGUAUGACCAGCUCCACCACUGCCGACAGAACGGAAUGCCUGCCGCUGCGACAGGACUACAUCGAGUGUCGCAAACACCGUCUGGAGACGUACAAGAUGUUCAUUGUGGAGCAACACCUCAACGAGCGCGAGGACCUGGAUAGAGACGAGGUCGGUGCGCCAUACCUGAAGAGACGGGACUUUCUUACGCCAAAGACGCUCGGACUCGCCGACGGAGAAGACAAGCCGAUCCUCACUCACAAAUUCUAG
Molecule: messenger RNA, 324 nt
Organism: Ogataea parapolymorpha DL-1
Lineage: Eukaryota; Fungi; Ascomycota; Pichiomycetes; Pichiales; Pichiaceae
Exons: 1
Coding region: 1-324 (107 amino acids)
Source: RefSeq, a predicted model, not a curated record